Messenger RNA from Pyrenophora tritici-repentis Pt-1C-BFP, 1455 nucleotides. RefSeq lists its product as uncharacterized. The record is from RefSeq and is a predicted model, not a curated record. NCBI's taxonomy places the organism in Eukaryota, Fungi, Ascomycota, Dothideomycetes, Pleosporales, Pleosporaceae.
ACCACCUCUCCCUCACAUUGAUUUGUCUAGAAGAUUCCGUCAUUCUCUACAAAUACCACUCACACUCCUUUGAGCCCUUGCACUAAACAGUCAGCCUGCUGCUGCACUAGACUCAUAAGCUCAGCCCACCCUCGACUCUCUCUCGAGCAAUUGUAUUCCUCACACAGACCUACGAGAAUACCUACUACCGCCAUGGCUACCCCGCAGUCUCCCAAACCCAUUUACCACGACCCAAUGCACCUUGCCUGCCUACGGAGUUGCAGUCGCAAGAGCGUUGCUUCCUUGUCUCGCUCGGCUUCCCACAUCGACUCUCCCCGUACUGCUUGUCCCAAGGAUGGCGAUGCUUUUAGCUAUGACCCUGCCCACCUACGCCAUUGGUACUGCCCACAGGAGCUCUGGGUCCGUCUUCCCCAAAAUGUCCAGUCGAGCCUGGCCGCUGUCCAGCACUCUGGUGCCGCUGUUUUGACUGGCUUCGAGCGUCUCGACAAGCACCUCGAGAGCAUUGAGGAUUGCCACGUGGAUGCCAAGUCUACUGCUGAUGAUUACUUGGUCCAGCUCGACGAGCUGCCGCCGCCAAAAUUCCGCACUGUCAGCAAUGCUAGCAGCGUCUUCCACUCGGACUCAUCGUCACCCUGCACUAGUGGAUCAUCAGUCUCUCACUCAGGAAGCAACUCCCCUGUGACUUCAAGCCUACCCAUGUCUCAGAUCAUGUGUCCUGGCUCGCCCAUCUGCCUCGGUCCGUCGGAACUCUCCCGCUCCCGUGAGCGCUCUUUCUCGACACCUCUCAAAGCACAUGAUGCCUACUAUGCUGCUGAGCUGUCGCAUCUCCGCACCGAGGCCCUUCCCCGUCUACGACACAAGUCCUACAAGGUCGACAGCGAGUGGGCGCAAGCCAAGCACCAUCUUUCCGCAGACGACGUCAAUGCCUUUGAGAACUUCUGGGCGGAGAAGAAGUGCGCCAUCCUAAGCCUUGACGAGCGGGGUAGACGCCUUGCGAGCGCCGUUGGUCUCGCCAACACUGGUCUUGGCUGGUGUGCACCGUAGAGGCUAAUGAGGUGGAUCUCCAGGGUUUGGUUCUCGAAAUGGUUCACGGAGUACUGCUACACCCUCUUGUGAACCUGUUUCCUUUUCCUAUCAUCUUGGAAUCCCUUUCCUGUUUCCUUUUCCACUCAUCCUUUGAUUUCUCUAUUCUGAAAUGCGUUCAUGAGCGAGGAGUUGGUCGGUAUUUACUGCUUGGGAAGCAUCUACAACAUCGGAGACACGGGAUCUACUUUUGGACAGGAUGGGUGCCUAUGGCUAGAUCACAUACACAUCCGUGUCUCCACAACAAUAGUCUCACGAGAGAUGCAUUGGCGUCAAAGGCGGCUGCCUUGGGCCUGCUUGGGAAUUUUCAUACUACGAUCGGGUCAUGGAUAUGGUCAGUUCAGAUAGUAAAAUGAUAACAUCAACCAAAUA